Molecule: messenger RNA, 669 nt
Organism: Strongylus vulgaris
Lineage: Eukaryota; Metazoa; Nematoda; Chromadorea; Rhabditida; Strongylidae
Source: the annotation of a GenBank genome assembly
AUGUCAAUACAACAAGUUUUUAUCAUAAGCAGAGCUGGAAGUUUGAUUUACGAUUGGGAAGCCAAAUCAGAUGUGGCCGAAAUAGAAAGGAUAUGCGACUAUCCGCUAGAUAUUAUGUUGGAGGAAAUAGAUCAAAAGGCUGUAGUUGUUUUUGGAGAGAAAGACGGCAUCAAGCUAAGAUAUUAUGUCACUGGUGCUAAUGGUUUCAAAGUUUCUGGUACAAAAUUCUUUGUGGAUGGAGUUGAACAUAGUAUUUUCAAGUAUUUGGAGGAUGAAGCAAAUUAUCCAGUAAGCAUAAGGUUUUCACCUCCGUCUGUAUCAACAAAUGAGAAAAUCAUAUUAUCAUCCAUGUUUCAUUCCUUGUUCACAAUUGCAGUCCAACUAAGUCCAGCCGCCAGGAGCUCUGGAAUCGAGGUUAUGGAAACUACUCAAUUUCGUCUUUCUUGCUUACAAAGUCGAACAGGCGUUAAAUUCGUUGUUGUGACCACCCCAUCCACCGCUAUUCCUGUGGAAUCCCUUCUAAACAAACUCUACGAACUUUAUGCUGAUUAUGCUUUGAAAAAUCCUUUUUACGCCAUCGACAUGCCUAUUAGGUGUUCCAAGUUUGAGGAAGGCCUCAAAUCACUUUUAGAACGGGUAGAUAAGAACUCUAGCUCGGUUACUAUAUAA